Molecule: messenger RNA, 516 nt
Organism: Dichotomopilus funicola
Lineage: Eukaryota; Fungi; Ascomycota; Sordariomycetes; Sordariales; Chaetomiaceae
Exons: 3
Coding region: 1-516 (171 amino acids)
Cellular component (GO): membrane; mitochondrion; cytoplasm
Source: RefSeq, a predicted model, not a curated record
AUGCUCAGAUGGUACCAAGCCCGCCUGGCGGCCCGCCCCCUCUUUACCCAGGCCGUCACCACUUCGGUCUUGUUCGCGGUCGGCGAUGUUGCCGCACAGCAGCUAGUCGACAAGAAAGGUAUUGAGAAGCACGAUAUUACUCGGACCGGGCGCAUGGCCCUUUAUGGCGGUGUUGUCUUCGGCCCUGCCGCGGCCACCUGGUUCAAGUUCCUCUCUCGCCAUGUGAACCUGCGUUCGCCCAACGCGACCAUCCUAGCGCGCGUGGCGUGCGACCAGGGCGUGUUCGCGCCAACUUUUAUCGGCGUGUUCCUCAGCAGCAUGGCGGUACUCGAAGGCACCUCGCCGACUGAGAAACUGCAGAAGAGCUACUCCGACGCGCUGCUGACCAACUGGAUGAUCUGGCCGUUUGUGCAGAUGGCCAACUUCAAGCUGGUGCCGCUGCAGCACCGCCUGUUGUUUGUCAACGUUAUCAGCAUUGGGUGGAACUGCUACCUGAGCUUCCUCAACAGCUCGUAA